Diversispora eburnea is the source of this 155-nucleotide messenger RNA. The record is from the annotation of a GenBank genome assembly. NCBI's taxonomy places the organism in Eukaryota, Fungi, Glomeromycota, Glomeromycetes, Diversisporales, Diversisporaceae.
AUGAACCGGACUAAAAAUUAUUGUGUUAGCAUAGAUAAAUUAAAUUCUGAUCUCGUUCACCAGAUUGCUGAACUUAGAAAGAAGUUUGUUGAGGUCGAGGCUGAGAAUAUCGAGGUUAAAGCUGAGAAUGCAAAGUUAAGACAGGAUAUGGAAGA